AUGGCUGACGUCUUUAAUCGUCGAGUCGUGUUCGUUUGCUCAUCAAUGGGAGCAUCAGAAAUUUACCACAAGGACGAGUCUGUCCCGAUUCCGUCUACUUGCGGUGACCCCGAUGAUGAAGAGCUCUCGUUUAAGUUGUUAGAGGAUGCUGAGAACGAAGAUGCGGAUACCGUUACGGCGAGUAUGGAGGUACACGAGUCCCAGGUGAUCUCCCAACCAGUGGAUGACCAAAUGCUGUUUAGUCUGGAGUCGUGGAGGUUUGAAGAGUAUAUCGAAGCAGUCCGUCAUGGGGACUUUUUCCGUUCUGUCAAGAACGUAUUCUCUCAAGUUGGCGCGCGAGAGGAGCCACUUUUGAUUGAAGCCCCAAGUGAUGAAGAACGCAAAGAAGAUGAAGAACAAGUUGAUGCCGAGACGAGCAAGAGAGCUGAUCUGAUGACCAAGUUGAUUGAAGAGAAAUAUUUUGUAGCUGGUGGGAGUGCUCGCCUGAUGUUUGACUACACGAUGGAAGGUGCUAUCGAAUCUAUUGAUCUAGCCAUGAGAAAGGUGCCCGAUUUUAAGCGCUAUCUCUUGGAGCUUACUGGAGAUGGCUCACCCAGCGCAGUCAAUCGGAUACUGGCACGAUACCGCGGUAUUGAUGGCUUUGAGGAAGUUCGUUUGGUGAGCAGCUACGUCGUGCGGAAGUUUGCGAAGAGCCUAGGACCUAAGCUUUUCCUGCGGUUCAAAGAGGUGUGCCAAGUAAACCCAUCUGUCGAUGGCUAUCUUCUGGAGGGUUGGUUUUUUACAAGCCUCGGCCACAGCGAUCUAUCCAUUUGGUAUAACGAGGAGGACUUGAAAACGAAACAGCUAUGGGAAAAUGCAGAGGCAAUUUACUGUGAUCCAGAUAAACAAACCUCACUCCGUUCUCUCAAACCGACGUGGUUGGUUCCGCUGAAGUGGAGGCAAGGUGGCUACGACGCAGUAUUUGUUGACCCAGUGCAAAAGUUGGAUCGAUUUGUCCAACUGACACGUGGUCACAAAUACUCCUAUAAAACGGAGCCAUUUGUGAGCAGCAGCACAGAGUUUUGCCAACAUCGAAAAGGUUGA
Messenger RNA from Phytophthora sojae, 1083 nucleotides. RefSeq lists its product as hypothetical. NCBI's taxonomy places the organism in Eukaryota, Oomycota, Peronosporomycetes, Peronosporales, Peronosporaceae. The transcript has a single exon. Bases 1 to 1083 code for a protein of 360 amino acids. The record is from RefSeq and is a predicted model, not a curated record.